Messenger RNA from Phlebotomus argentipes, 860 nucleotides. It is a transcript of the gene Rpb8, whose product is annotated as DNA-directed RNA polymerases I, II, and III subunit RPABC3. Gene Ontology annotation, biological process: DNA-templated transcription. The record is from RefSeq and is a predicted model, not a curated record. Lineage: Eukaryota; Metazoa; Arthropoda; Insecta; Diptera; Psychodidae. Gene Ontology annotation, molecular function: DNA-directed RNA polymerase activity. Gene Ontology annotation, cellular component: RNA polymerase I complex; RNA polymerase III complex; RNA polymerase II, core complex. Bases 228 to 680 code for a protein of 150 amino acids. The transcript is spliced from 2 exons.
GAUGUCGAUGAGUGUGUGGAGGAUUUUGAUGUAAAAGUGUGCGGCGUUUGUUUUGGAUUUUCCCUCUGCACUUUUCUGGUGAAAAUCCACAUUUUUAGCACAAGAUCGAGGAAUUUUCCGCAAAAAAUCACAACCAGAAGUUUAUUGUGAUACUCCUGUAGUGAGUGAAUGUGGGGAAAGAGAGGAUUUGCGGAGUAUUAAGAGUUUUACUGCGGCAUAACCUAAGAAUGGCUGGUGUUUUGUUUGAGGACAUCUUCAAUGUGAAAGACAUGGAUCCGGAAGGGAAGAAAUUCGAUCGUGUUAAUCGAUUGCACUGCGAAUCGGAGUCCUUCAAGAUGGACCUGAUACUGGACAUCAACUGCUGGCUGUAUCCCAUGGAGUUGGGCGACAAAUUCCGACUGGUUUUGGCCACGACGCUGUACGAAGACGGUCAUCCGGGCAGUGGCGAGUACAAUCCCCUGGAGACUGAGGGUACGCGAGCGGACAGUUUUGAGUACGUGAUGUAUGGGAAAAUCUACAGGAUAGAAGGCGAUGAGGCGCACUCAGAGACUUUCAGCCGCUUGUCCGCUUAUGUUUCCUUCGGGGGCCUCCUGAUGCGCCUGCAGGGCGACGCCAACAAUCUGCACGGCUUCGAGGUGGAUCAGAACAUCUAUUUGCUAAUGAAGAAGCUGGCAUUUUAGACGAGAAGUUUGUAUAUUUCAUAAAAUUAAAUUUUUCCAGCAUUUUCACAACACAACGCAAGAUAUAUUACGAAUUCACACAUCUCCCAAUCAUCUCUCGAAAGCUCAACAUUGCGAUGUAGUGUAUCAAAGUAUUAAGGUCCAUUUGUUUGCAUUGACGGAGCACAGAAGCGCGCGGCA